AUGGUCAACUCCUGUUGUGGCUCCGUCUGCUCUGAUCACAGCUGUGGUCAAGGCCAGGAGACCUGCUGUCGCCCCAGCUGCUGCCAGACCACCACCUGCUGCCGCCCCAGCUGCUGUGUGUCCAGCUGCUGCAGGCCCCAGUGCUGCCAGUCUGUGUGCUGCCAGCCCACUUCCUGCCGCCCCAGCUGCUGUAUCUCUAGCUGCUGCCGUCCUUCCUGCUGUAGCUCCAGCUGCUGCCGCCCCUCCUGCUGUGUAUCCACCUGCUGCCGCCCCAGCUGUUGUGUUUCUAGCUGCUGCAGACCCCAGUGCUGCCAGUCUGUGUGCUGUCAGCCCACCUGCUGCCGCCCCAGCUGUUGUGUGUCCAGCUGUUGCCGCCCCAGCUGCUGCAUCUCUAGCUGCUGCCGUCCUUCCUGCUGUAGCUCUAGCUGCUGCCGCCCCUCUUGUUGUGGCUCCAGCUGCUGCCGCCCCAACUGCUGCAUUUCUAGCUGUUGCCGCCCCUCCUGCUGUAGUUCCAGCUGCUGCCGCCCCAGUUGCUGUGUUUCUAGCUGCUGCAGGCCCAGCUGCUGCAUUUCUAGCUGUUGCCGCCCAACCUGCUGCCACCCCACCUGCUCUAGUGGUUCUUGCUGCUGA
This is a messenger RNA of Elephantulus edwardii (Cape elephant shrew), 630 nucleotides long. Its product is annotated as keratin-associated protein 4-9-like. The coding region runs from base 1 to 630 and encodes 209 amino acids. The record is from RefSeq and is a predicted model, not a curated record. NCBI's taxonomy places the organism in Eukaryota, Metazoa, Chordata, Mammalia, Macroscelidea, Macroscelididae. Gene Ontology annotation, cellular component: keratin filament. The transcript has a single exon.